This is a messenger RNA of Prunus armeniaca (apricot), 2235 nucleotides long. NCBI's taxonomy places the organism in Eukaryota, Viridiplantae, Streptophyta, Magnoliopsida, Rosales, Rosaceae. The record is from the annotation of a GenBank genome assembly.
AUGGGCUGCACCCAGUCGAAGAUCGAGAACGAAGAAGCAGUAUCCCGAUGCAAAGAGCGGAAGCAGUUCAUGAAGGAAUCGGUGACGUCUCGCAACGCCUUCGCGGCGGCCCACUCCUCCUACGCCAUCUACCUCAAGAACACCGGCGCCGCCUUAAGCGAUUACGCCCAGGGCGAAAUCGUGGCCCCGCACCCGGCCCACCAGCCCUUAGCCUCCGCCGCCGCCCCAGCCGCCGUCGUCGUCCCCGCCCCGCCGCCUUUCGUCGACAACCUCCCCCCUCCGCCUCCGCCACUCCCCAAAUUCUCCGCCUCUCCUCUCCAACGAGCCGCCAGCAUGCCGGAGAUCAAACCCGACCUGCCCAAGCCACGGACCAAGUCCAAGCCCAAGCCCAUCAUCGAGGGGGACGAGGACGAGGACGAUGAGGUGAUUGAGAGUAGCGAGAGCUUGAGGCGGAGGAGUAGGAGCAGCCGGAGCAAGAAAGGGGUUGUGGAAAACGGUGAUCACGAUUUGGAUGGUCCGCCGCCGGUGCCUUCUCCGUCUCCGCCGGUUUCGGUGGAGAGCAGGACGGUACCGCCGCUGCCGCAGCACCGCGACACGCCUUACGACUACUUUUUCUCAGUGGAGGACAUGCCGGCCCCGACGCUGGCCGACGCCGAGGAGAUUGAGCGGAAGGUGUACGAUGAGAGGCCAAGGAUAGUGGAGAAUGAGGAAGAAGAGGAGGUGUUCGAAGAAAGGCCGGAGAGAGUGGAGAAGUAUGAAGAGGAGGAGGUGGAGGUGGAGAGGAGCGCGAAAGUGGAGGAGGAGGUGGUGGUGGCGCCGCAGCUGCCGGUGGUGGAUGAGGUGGGCGGUGGGUCCGUCGGGAAGAGCUUGAAGAAGGCCAAGGUCCCGGUGCUAAAAGGGAGUGUGAAUUUGUUGCAGAUAUUUGCAGAGCUUGAUGACCAUUUUCUCAAGGCUUCAGAGAGUGCCCAUGAUGUUUCCAAGAUGUUGGAGGCCACCAGGCUCCACUAUCACUCGAAUUUUGCUGAUAAUCGAGGGCAUAUAGAUCACUCUGCAAGAGUGAUGCGUGUUAUUACAUGGAAUCGUUCUUUUAAAGGAAUUCCAAAUGUCGAUGAUGGCAAGGAUGAGUUCGACUCAGAAGAGCAUGAAACUCAUGCUACAGUCUUGGAUAAGUUGCUGGCAUGGGAGAAAAAGCUAUAUGACGAAGUCAAGGCAGGUGAGCUUAUGAAAUUUGAGUACCAAAAGAAGGUUGCCUCGCUGAACAGGCUUAAGAAACGGGGUAAUUCUGAAGCAUCGGAGAAAGCAAAAGCAGCCGUAAGUCAUCUACAUACAAGAUACAUUGUUGACAUGCAGUCUAUGGAUUCAACAGUAUCAGAGAUAAACUCUUUACGAGACGGACAGUUGUACCCAAAACUUGUUCAGCUUGUCGAGGGGAUGGCUACUAUGUGGGAUAUCAUGCGAUUGCACCAUGAGACCCAAUCAAAGAAGGUAACAGCCCUCAGGUCUCUUGACACCUCCCAUUGUCCCAAGCAAACAAGUCAGCACCACCAUGAGCGCACAAUCCAGCUGCUUGGUGUUGUGCAAGGGUGGCAUUCUGAGAUUGGGAAGCUUGUGGCUUAUCAAAAGGUGUACAUCAAGGCCCUCAACAAUUGGUUAAAACUCAAUCUCAUCCCUAUUGAGAGCAGCUUGAAGGAAAAAGUUUCUUCCCCACCAAGAAUUCAAAGACCCCCCAUUCAGGGACUCCUCCUUACGUGGCAGGAUCAUCUAGAGAAACUUCCAGAUGAUGUCGCAAGAACUGCUAUACAUAACUUUGGUGCUGUAAUAAGUACUAUAGUGACUCUCCAAGAGGAUGAAAUUAAAAUGAAGGACAAAUGUGAAGAAACCCGGAAAGAGCUUGCCCGCAAGAAAAGACAUUUUGAAGACUGGUGCAAUAAAAAUAUGCACAAGACCAUUCCGGACGAAAUAGAUCCAGACGGGCCAGAAGGCCACACUCGAAAUGAUGUGGUUGCAGAAAAGCAGUUUGCAGUGGAAAUAGUGAAGAAGAGGUUAGAAGAGGAGGAGGAAGCCUAUGAACGGCUAUGCCUUCAGGUGAGAGAGAAGUCGGUAGCAAGUAUUAAAUCUCGCUUACCGGAACUGUUUAGGGCAUUGUCGGAUUUUGCUUCUUCAUGUUCAGAAAUGUACAGAAGCUUGAGGCCUAGAUCACCCCAUAGUCCAAGUCAGAGCUCAGCAAGAGAAUAA